Messenger RNA from Syngnathus acus (greater pipefish), 1316 nucleotides. RefSeq names its product growth differentiation factor 3 (gene gdf3). Gene Ontology annotation, biological process: BMP signaling pathway; SMAD protein signal transduction. The record is from RefSeq and is a predicted model, not a curated record. Gene Ontology annotation, cellular component: extracellular region. Lineage: Eukaryota; Metazoa; Chordata; Actinopteri; Syngnathiformes; Syngnathidae. Gene Ontology annotation, molecular function: cytokine activity; growth factor activity. The transcript has 2 exons. Bases 204 to 1268 code for a protein of 354 amino acids.
AAAGACCAAAUGUGUCUCUUGUGCUCGAAUGUUGCACUGAGCUUUAGUGAUUUGAGAACUCAAAGAACUGAUAACAGUUCGGAAAAACAAACGAAAAUGUUUGGAGCCGCCCGCCCCCUCCGUCGCCAUCUUAUCAAUCACACCGGGAGGUAGCGCCAUUUAAAUCAAACGUUCCCGCGCUCAACUGUGGAGAGAACAAAAACAUGCCUGGGCUCCUGCUCCUCCUGGUCCUGGUCGGCGUGGACGCUGCCCCUCAGCAGCGGCUCCUCCUCGGUGCCCUGGGUCUCUCCGAGCGACCGUUCGCCGGGUCCCGAUCCGGGCGCCGCGACGUCCCUCCGGCCCUCUUGAGGAUCUUCCGGAGGUCGGAGCGCGUCCAGGCCGACGAGGUUGAGGCGUGCACGGUGUCCGAGUACGGCGUGCGUGGCAACAUCAUCAGAUACGUGCAAGACCAAGGUGGUGUCAUUCCAGGUUCUGGCAUGGUGUGCCCAGGCUGCGUGGACCAGCAUCUGUUUUUCAAUCUUGCGGCCCUGGAGUCAUUGGAAGUCUUGUAUCUGGCCCAGUUGCAUGUCCACUUCAUGUCGGCAGCCAGGGUGGCAAGGCUGCUUCAAAGCGGUCCCACCAUCAGUGCUGUUUUGUACAAGGUGGUCCGGCCUACGCUGAAGGGUGCCGACCCUAGGGUCAACCGCCGCCUUCUUCUGUCCCAGUCGGUCCGGCCGGGCCCGGAAGGAGUGUCGGUCACUAUGGAUGUCACGUCACUGGCUGAGUCCUGGCGCCGCCCGGCACGCAAUUACGGUCUGCUUCUGGAACUUCGGCCUCUGGAUACUGACCCGGAUCAGUCCUGGGCGGCGCCAUCCGUGCAGGCCUCUUUGGUGGCAGUGUCGCUCCACCCGCAGCAGUGUCGUUCCCGGCAGAGGAGGAGUGCCACCCGCUCCCAGCCUCCUGUGUCGCCCAGCAACGUUUGCAAAGCCCGCCGCCUCUAUGUGGACUUUAAAGAUGUGGGCUGGCAAGAUUGGAUCAUCGCACCACAAGGCUACAUGGCAAACUACUGCCACGGUGAGUGCCCCUUCCCUCUCAGCGACAGCUUGAACAGCACCAACCACGCCAUCCUGCAGACUCUGGUUCACUCGCUGGAUCCGGGUAGCACCCCUCAACCAUGCUGCGUGCCCGUCCGAUUCUCGCCCAUCUCGAUGCUCUACUAUGACAACAACGACAACGUGGUGCUGCGCCACUACCAGGACAUGGUGGUGGACGAAUGCGGAUGUCGUUGACCAAAGCCUCCCAGGGCUCUCUGCAAUUUGUCAAUUGCCUGAUUUUAA